UCUUCCCCCUCCUCACCGUCUGCAGCCCUCCAUUCAGUUCGAUUCUCUCCACUUCCCUACUCAGACGCUCCGCGGUCACCACAAACCAACAACAUUUUCCCCUCUCCCCUUACUUUCCGUCCGCGCAUCACUGCACACCCUCUCCAAAGCACGUCUUUCCUCCCGAAUUCCGUGGGUUUUUGGAUUCUCCCAAAGAGCAAUCAGGUGGCCCCGGAGACCGGCCUGUGAGUCAGGCAGCAACUGUAAGCCGCAAAGGCAUCAAAUCUUACCAUCUCCAUCCCACCCCAGGCCGGUGCCAUUUCGUCACUUCAUAGCACUAGGGUCCCUUUGCGCAGGACCUGAUACAGCCUCCCUUUUGUCCUAAUUUUAACGCCGAGUUCAAAGUACACGAACAACGGAGAAGGAUCACAGAUUGUUGCCCGGUUGCCGAGCCUCUCUUCCUCAUUGUCAGACGACAUCACCUCUCUAUCCGGCCUAUCUGGAACCUACGCCACUUUGACCCUGAGGCACCCCGAGCCGCAAUCGGCUUCCGAGUCUGCCUUCUUCCAUAGCCCUCUUGCUUCGAAUCGACUUCCGUUUGCCUUUGACUCCUCGCUCUUCUACACCCCUUCGCAAUGGCCUCAGCAACGAACGGCGGUUUCCCGGCCAACUUCAUCUUGACACCGCAGCAACAAAGCUUGCUCUUCGCUGCUCUCAACUCGAACAAGCAGCAGCUGGCGAACCAGUCUCCUACUAUCAAGGACACUUCCAUGUCGCCCUCCUCUUAUCAGACGUCGCCGGCGCAGGGUGCGGCUCAUGGCUUUCAAGAAAGCCCUUACCUUGAUAACUACGACUACGAUUUUGGCGACUCCAGCUUCGAUUUCGAUGUUAGUACCGUCGGCCAGGCUAAAAUGAUUGGCGACAUCCCUGGCGGCGCUCAGUCGGCUCAGUCGACCAAGUCAGACUCGACCGAGAACGAUGGUAUGGACAAGAGAGCCCAUCCCGACGACGAGGAAGAUGAAGACUCUCCUGGGAACGACGCCAAGAGGCGUGAGGGCGGCGACAAAGUCCCGAAGAAGCCGGGACGUAAGCCCCUUACCUCGGAACCGAGCUCGAAGCGCAAGGCCCAAAACCGCGCUGCCCAGCGGGCAUUCCGCGAGCGCAAGGAGAAGCACCUGAAGGAUCUCGAGACCAAGGUGGAGGAGCUGGAGAAAGCGUCAAAGGAAGCCAGCAGCGAGAACAGCCAGCUACGUUCCCAAAUCGACCGGAUGACGGCGGAGCUCAACGAGUACAAGACCAAGAUGGCAGCCAUGAGUACUCGCUCCGCGUCUCACAGCAAGUCGUCUAUGGGCUUUGGGGCCUCUGCUAUUGGCAACCUGAGCGACGUCAACUUCCAGUUCGAAUUCCCCAAGUUUGGCGUCCUGCCAGGAUCCCAGAUGCCCAACAAACCCGUACAGGGAGCGAGGUCUUCCUCAUCGCCUCAGAUUGUUAACGGCAGCAACCCCGUCAGCCCCCUCAACAAGGACAACAGCCCAGGUGUUAUCGCCGGGCUCGACUUUGGCACCAAGGACGACCUGGUCAACUUUACAUCUCUUUUCAGUCCAUCACUCGCCAAUGGCUCGACAGGCACGGGCACAUCUCGCGCCAGUGUUGACUCGGGCUCAUAUGGGAUGAACAACGGCACGUCGACCAGCUCGCCAUCUGCAUCGUCUCAGUCAAAUGGAGGUCCGAGCUCAUCCUGCGGAACUUCCCCUGAGCCCUUUACGCAGUCGCCCAUGGGUUUCAAACCCGUCGACACCAUGACGACAAUCGGCGAAGAGUCUGCCAAUCAGCAAUCGUUGUUCGCUAGUAUCGACACCAGCAACUUCGACUGGCUCGCGCAACAGAAUGGCGGACAGUUCGACCCUCAGCUAUUUGGCGGAUACCGCGAACCGCAAGAAAACAUUCUUGCCGGCACCACCUUCGACGACAGUUUCUUCAACGACGCCCUCGAUGCCGACUUCAUCACGCCGUACAACAUGGCCCCUAGCCCUGCUGUGCCCAAGAAGAACCUCAUAGACCAAAUUGAUGCCGCCAAGAACGCAGACGAUGAUGUGGUUAAGGAGGCCGUCAAGGCUGAGAACUACAACUGCAAUAAGAUAUGGGAGAAGCUCCAGAACUGCCCCAGUGUGCAGGCCGGCGAGUUCGAUCUCGAUGGCUUGUGCACCGAACUGCAGAAGAAGGCGAAGUGCUCCGGCCAGGGUCCGGUUGUCUCCGAGACAGAUUUCCAAACGGUUGUCAACAAGUGGAUGGGCAAGGACGCGGCUGCCUGCUUCGCGAGCCAGGACAACAACAAGACGAAAGCCUAAUCGGCCAUUUUGACGUCAUUAACUGUACAUUGGCAUACGUGCCUAGGGCACUGGGUUUGGUGGUCAGCUUUGGAGGCAUAUCUGGUGAAAUGGUCGGGAAACUUUGGGGACAGCAGGCGUUAUAUCACGGACCAAAACAGGGCGAACUUGAGGUAUGAUUCGACCCCAAAGGCAAGGCGAAUGGUUAUUCAUCCAUAUCGGAAAUGUAUACACUGGUAAGGGGAUCUUGUCAGGCGGUAUGCAGGCACUGGCCUGUACCUGGCGAGGAAGAGCCCCCUUCCGAGAGACUGAGAACGGUUCAAGGAGGCUAUGAUGAUGAUAUUCCAGGCGGCCAGACGGUCCCAUUUGAAUUCGGGAGGGGUUUGCUGUUUCGCAAAUGUAAUUCUUCAUGCUACACUCUUUUUUUGACAAACGAACGAAUAAGAAUCUCCACAUUGAC
Molecule: messenger RNA, 2766 nt
Organism: Colletotrichum destructivum
Lineage: Eukaryota; Fungi; Ascomycota; Sordariomycetes; Glomerellales; Glomerellaceae
Product: Putative basic-leucine zipper domain, transcription factor PAP1, Yap1 redox domain superfamily
Exons: 3
Coding region: 615-2327 (570 amino acids)
Biological process (GO): regulation of DNA-templated transcription
Cellular component (GO): RNA polymerase II transcription regulator complex
Molecular function (GO): transcription cis-regulatory region binding; DNA-binding transcription activator activity, RNA polymerase II-specific
Source: RefSeq, a predicted model, not a curated record